AUGUCCAACGUCUUCGACGCCGCUUCCCGCGGACCGGCAAGGUCCAAGGCGGCCCCCGUGUCCGUCGACGUCAGGCUGGACCAGCACUUCACAGCGCGGGUGUACACGUCCGGUUCGACGGUGCGCGGCAGCGUCAGCAUCGUGUGCCAGCGUGACACGCCCUUCGAGAGCGUGGACGUGGUCCUGAUCGGCACCACCGCCACCCGCCUCGACUUCGUGCAGUCGUACACGUCGAGCGCGGUGCGCAACUUCAUCAAGAUGCGCAUGCCCAUCGCCGCCGACGCCCUCCCCCGCCACCGCACGCUCGAGGCGGGCAGGACGUACGCCGUCCCCUUCGACUUCGUCGUCCCCCACCAGCUGACCGUCAACGCCUGCGACCACGGCUGCACCGCCCCGGCCGUCCAGGACCAGCACCUCCGCCUCCCGCCCACGCUGGGCUACUGGGACGGCGACGACCAGGCCCCCAACGUGACGCACGUCGAGUACGCCGUGCGCGCCCGCCUCUUCGGCGCAGCCUCCCGGACCACCACCACCACUGCCGCCGCCGCCGCCAUCGAGACUCCCCUGCUGGCCGAGGCCAAGAAGAUCAUCAAGGUCCUGCCCGCCAGCCCGGAGGAGCCCCCGCUGGCCGUCACCCGCCACGACGAGCGCUACUGCCUCGUCAAGACGAAGCCCAUCCGCAAGAACCUCGUCGGUCCCAAGGCGGGCGAGCUCACCGUCGAGGCUGCCCAGCCGCGCGCCCUGAUGAUCCACCCCGACGGCUUCGGCGCCAACCCCACAGAGGCCACCGUCCGCCUGCGCUGGACCGCCUCCGCCUCCGCCGCCGACGCCGACGCCCCUCCACCCCCAAAGAUCCACUCGGUCGCCUCCAAGCUCGUGUCGACCACCUUCUUCGGCUCCGCCCCCUCAUCUGUGCUGCCAAACCUGGGGCCGAAGACCACCUACACCCACAACCAGAUCCUCUCCUACUCGGUCACCACCAACCUGGCCACCACCCGCCCGGACAGGCUGGCCUGGUCCGUCGAGCAGUCCCGUCGCGACUCGGGCUACAUGAGCGGGUCCUCCCCCGACGCCGCCGCCGCCUCCGCCGCCGCCGCCACCACCGCCACCAAGAUGAAGGGCAGCAGCAGCAGCAGCAGCCGCAGCAGAAGCUACUCUGCGAGCAUCGACAUCCCCGUCUCCGUACCCAUCUCCAACAAGAAGGCCUUCGUACCCACAUUCUACAACUGCCUCAUCUCCCGCACCUACACGCUCCAGCUCGUCCUGUCCGUCGGCCCCGCGAAUACGACCCUGACACUCAACGUGCCGCUGCAGCUCGGCGUCGAGAGCCGCGUUGGCGACCCAGCCGGCGGCCCCGAUGCCCUCCCCAGCUUCGAGUCUGCCGUGGCCCAGGAUGAGGAGGCAGAGGCCGACGAGUACCUCCGUCCGCGUAUCAUUCGGCAGCCCCGCGGGCCGGCCCAGAUGACUGGUAGUCUUCCCGGUUACGGGGACGUCACCGGUCGGUCGGUUGCGGCUUAUUGA
Geosmithia morbida is the source of this 1521-nucleotide messenger RNA. RefSeq names its product arrestin (or S-antigen), N-terminal domain protein. Bases 1 to 1521 code for a protein of 506 amino acids. Lineage: Eukaryota; Fungi; Ascomycota; Sordariomycetes; Hypocreales; Bionectriaceae. The record is from RefSeq and is a predicted model, not a curated record. The transcript has a single exon.